AGGCUUGACAAAGGUCAAGACUCAAAUGCCAGGCUUAUGUCCAGGACAGCGGUUUAAUGCAAUAUUUGGAACAUCAACAUUAGGACUGCUUGUAUUGUGCACAUACUUCUCACGGAAUAUUCGUGGCACCAUGGCUUGGAGAUCUAGUGGAAAUAGCAAUUCAAAUUUAAUAGAUAAUUUAAAAGCAAAUGGAAUUAUCCAGUCAGAGAGAGUAGUAGAUGCAAUGAAAGCUGUUGACAGGAAACACUUCUCUAAACACAAUCCUUACGCAGAUUCCCCACAAACUAUCGGAUACCAUGUUACAAUAAGUGCACCACAUAUGCAUGCCCAUGCGUUGCAGAUUUUAUCGGAUCACCUGAAGGAGGGUGCCAAGGCUCUAGAUGUUGGUUCUGGUAGUGGCUAUCUUACAGCUUGUAUGGCACUUAUGGUAGGGCCACAGGGUAAAGCAGUUGGUAUUGAUCAUAUCAAAGAACUUGUAGAUGAUUCAGUAACAAAUAUCAAAAAGGAUCCUAACUUGGCAAAACUGUUGGAGUCGGGACAAAUUACCAUGGUAACCGGGGAUGGUAGGAAAGGACAUGAGCCCGAGGGACCCUAUGAUGCUAUACAUGUUGGGGCUGCUGCACCCACUUUACCACAAGAUUUAGUUGAUCAGUUGAAACCAGGAGGUCGUCUCAUUAUUCCAGUAGGAGGAGUGGGUGAGAGCCAACAGCUACAGCAGAUAGAUAAAUUACCCGACGGAACGACGAAGAAACAAAACUUAAUGGGUGUGAUUUAUGUGCCACUGACAAGCAAAGAAAAGCAAUGGCCAAGGUUUCGAUAAAAGUUUACUACUCUGUUUCCCUGCUGCAUGAGGUUAUACGAGCCCGAAGAAUGAAUUCUGAAAUGUGAUAAACACUUCGUUAUCUAGAACACAAUGAUGGCAUCCCAAUUUUUAUGGCAUCUAGCUGGCACUGAUCGUGAUUUGCUGAUACAAGUGCUUGCAAACCCUUCAUUCAAGCUUCCAGUGAUCAUGAUGUAUUGGAGUGAUGCAGAUAUUUAUACUUUAACCUUGUUUUUCUUUAUGACAUGACACAGGAAGUGGUCGAAAUCCAUAUUUUAUAAACACUUUUCACAUUGCUUGGAAGGAAUUUUGAGGAAUUAUCUAACCAACAGAUCAUCUAGCAGAGUAGAUCUUAUUGUACAAUAUACCACCAUAUCUUUCUUUUGUGAAAAAAAGUUUAUUUUGUAAUAGUUCCUUUCAAGAUGGAGCAAAGCUGUUAAGUUCAAAGUUUACUUUUUAUGUAAAUUUAGUGAGAAGGAUUCUUGUAGCAGACUAUAAACUAGACAGUAACACAGAAUAGCAAACAUUGUACUCUUGAUUUAAAAUUCGUUCAACUUUGUGUUUAUAAGAAUCUUACAUGCCUGACUAUGUAAGACCGGUAUUUCCCUACCCAAGGGACAGUGUGAAAUGAAAAAACGAGCGUUAGCGAGGUUUUUAUCCAAACUGUCCCGUUGGUUGGGAAAACAGCUGUCUUACAAAAGCAGACAAAUGUAUACUUUCCCAGCUAGGUACGCAAGAAUAUGCUGUCACCUAAUUUAGAUUUUCCUGACAGCAGAGGACAUUUCCUGUUGCUAAUGCAAUUUAGUUCUGAAGUAGGAAAAGGGCUGUAUUUAUGUUUAAAGUAAUAAGAUAAAUGUCAGUACUAGCAUCUUAGAAUGUAUUUUCCAUAUGCUAUACCACAGAAAGAUAGCUAGUAAAAAUAUCUGUUAUAUAUUUUAAAGUAACAAAUUUUCAUUGAAAAUACACAAAGAACAGCUGAUUUACUGUUAGGUUAUUGACAGUGUGCCAAGUAAAAUGUUACUGGAACACUUGUCAUUCCGAUGUUAACAUCAUGCAGCAGUUUAUGUUAUAAAAAUGUCAACAAACAGCUAGGGUGUACCUCAUGGCCAUAAUGUUACACCUAGAAUCACUAAGACCCUUUGGCCAUUAUUGUGCAAGAUGUGCCAUUAUGGCCAGAUAGUACACCACAGUUUUAUACUAACCUCGUUGUAUGGCAAGGUACAUAGAAGUAUAAUUAUGUAGAGUAUUGCAAAGUCUUUAUUUAGUUCAUUUUAUUGAUAUGUGCCAUUUUGUUUAUUGGUGUGAUGAUGUUUUCUUUUGGAACAGUUGUGCAUUAUUAUGAAUCCAAAUGUUGGGAAGAGGCCAUGUUAUGAGGUGUCAAGGGUUGUUGCAAGAUUGUACAGAUACGGACAAUAUUAUAAUAAAACAGAGGCAUAACAGACAUUUUAGACGAGAUGUGUGCACAAGUAUCAUAAAUUACAUAAAAAUUUGCUUUUUUUUCCCCAUUAAUUUGUAGCUCAUCUAUAUAAAUUAUAUGGAGAGCUGCCCUACUCGCCCAUGCAUUGGCAUUGGCGUACAGAGCUUGGACUUCCACUUUAUCUCUGUUAUUUGUAGAUGUAUUUGCUUUGUUACUACUGCAUUGAUUUGAUUCAAACUUUAAAAGUAGUAGUCCCACAUCAUCACCAAUAUCUUAUAUGACAAGGUCCAUGAAGUGUAGAUAGUAUGAUUUUUUUCUGGAACAAUGAUGGAGGACACCUAUAAACCCCAGGCUUACGGAAGGUCGGUGGUUCUACCCAGGUGCCCGCUCGUGAUGAAAUAGUGCACGGAGGGGCACCUGGGGUCUUCCUCCACCAUUAAAGCUGGAAAGUCGCCAUAUGACCUAAAAUUGUGUUGGUGCGACGUUAAACCCAACAAAAUAAAUAAAUAAAUAUAAACCCCAAUUUUCUAAACUUGAGUUUUUCUUGUUAACAUGAAAUGUUUAGUGUCCUCUGAUAAAGUAGUUGUACCCCCCGACAACAAAGUUGUAAGGGGGUGUAUACUGGUUUCAGGUUGUCUGUCCGUCCGUCUGUCUGUCUGUCCGUCCGUAGACACUAUCUUGUGCGCACCAUCUCUCCUCAUCCCCUUGACACGAUUUAAUGAAACUUCACACAAGUGAUCAGUAACAACAGUAGUUGUACAUGGGGUAUGUUAGGUUCUUUCAGAAAAAGAAAUUGCAGUUAUGGGACUUUGUUUUUUGUUACUAUACUCUAUACAUACACAGAAUCUUGUGCACGCCAUUUCUCCUCAUCCACUUGACACAAUUUAAGGAAACUUCACACAAGUGAUCAGUAACAACAGUAGAUGUGCAUGGGGCAUGUUAGGUUCUUUCAGAAAAAGAAAUUGCAGAGUUAUGGGACUUUGUUUUUUGUUACUAUACUAUAUACAUAGACACAAUCUUGUGCGCAACAUCUCUCCCCAUCCACUUGACACAAUUUAAUGAAACUUCACAGAAGUGAUCAGUAACAACAGUAGUUGUGCCUGGGGCAUGUUAGGUUCUUUCAGAAAAAAAAUUUGCAGAGUUAUGGGACUUUGUUUUUUGUUACUAAACUAUAUACAUAGACACAAUCUUGUGCGCACCAUCUCUCCUCAUCCCCAUGACACAAUUUAAUGAAACUUCACAGAAGUGAUCAGUAACAACAGUAGUUGUGCAUGGGGCAUGUUAGGUUCUUUCAAAGACAAAAAUUGCAGAGUUAUGGGACUUUGUUUCUUGUUAACAUACUAUGAACAUACAGUCUGCAUUUGCAGUCUUGUGUACGCCUAAUCUUCCGAACCCUUGCACACAAUUUAAUGAAACUUCACACAAGUGAUCAGUACCAACCCUAGUUGUGCAUGGUGCAUGUUACGUUCUUUUAGAUAAAUAUUCUGCAUAGUUAUGGGAUUUUGUUUUUUGUUACUAUACUGUAUUCAUACAGUCUAUAUACAUACAGUCCACAUAAUUAUGCAGUCUUUGUGUGCGUCAAAUUGCAAUGUACUGUGUCAGUGCAUGCGGGGGGUACAUUCAUCACCUUUAGUGAUAGCUUUAUUUUCCCCAGAUAUGCCUUGUUUCCCUAUCCAUAAAUAGUCUAGCAUGCCAUCUCUGACAGCUGUUAUUCAUAGUUUUUGUUAAUUAUUUCAUACCAGAUAGGUUUUUUUAAUAAUUCAUAUUAUUGGGACAACUUGCAGUCUUUAAUGUUUUAAAGUUUUUUUGUUGUUUUUUUACGUGUUAAAAACAGUGUUUAUACUACACAGAGUGUUACAAAUGUAACUAAAUAUUACCCUUAUUAUAAGUUUUGUUAGUAAUGUACCUUAAAAAUCUGAAGGAAGAGUAAAUAUUUACAGAGAUCAUCAAACCUGUACGGAUAUGAAAACCAUGCUUUGAAGAUCCAGAAAGGUAUUUGUAUUUGCAGGUGAUCUUUAUUCACUAGUCAAAUUCUGAUGAAAAUGAAGUAAUGGCCUUUUGAUGAAAAGGGCCUGCCGUUACAAGUGUUAUUCAGCACAGGUUUUACCAUAACAUAUUAACAGAUAAUUGUGACCUAAUAUAUUAUCAGCUGUUAGAGAAUGAUUUGAAACUGGAAAAUAUAAAUGCUGGUAUUGAGGUUUCAUGCUCUUCGAAUUUUAUCUCUUCUCUUCUUCCUUAAUUCAUUUCUAUUAUAAAGGAGUAGGAUAUUUUUGUUAGUGAUUGUAUGGCUAUUGUGUCAAGUUGGUUUGUAUAAAUGGAAAAAAAAACUCAUGUGUAUUGUAUUAAUUAGAAAACUUUUUGCAACUUCCAUUUAUUGCUAAAAUGUUAUGAACAAUUCACAAAUGAAAGAAAACCAACAUGUGUUGAAAGCUCUUGUUUCUGGAUGAAUGUAUUGAAAUUAGAAAAUAAUACAAAAAGGAUAUUUUGUUGUUAGUUUUAAAUCAAAAAAUAUCUUUCACUGAGUGACAAGUUGAUGCAGUAUUUUUAGUGAAAUAUCUGUGUAAAUGAAUGGAAGAUGUUGUGUUUGCAAGUGAAACAUAUUUUGAUUUUACAUGUUACACAAACACAUUUUCUUUUUAUGCCCCACCAAAGGUGGGCAUAUUAAAAUCACUCUGCCUGUCCAUGUGUGUGUUUGUUGUGCGUGCGUGCAUCCAUGUAAAUUCUUGUCUGGGCUGUAACUCUGCCAUCCAUAAAGGGAUUUUAAAAUAACUUUGCCUAAAUGUUCAACAUGAUGAGACAUGUGUCAUGCACAAGACCCAGACCCCUAGCUCCAAGGUCAAGGUCACAGAGGUCAAAAGUUAAUUGGGUCUGUUUCGUGUCCGGUCCAUAACUCUGUCAUCUAUGAAUGGAUUUUAAAAUAACUUGGCAUAAACAUUGACCAUAAAGAGACAGUGCGUAAUGCGCAAGACCCUGCCUCCAAGGUCAAGGUCACACAGAAGUCAAAGGUUAACAGGUGUCCGGUUCAUAACUCUGCCAUUCAUCAAGGGAUUUUGAAAUUACAUGGUAUAAAUGUUCCCCAUAAUGAGGUGACAUGUUAUGUGCAAGAUCCAGACCCUGAGCUCUAAGGUCAAGGUCACACUUAGAGGUUAAAGGUUGGCAUGGUCUGUUUCUUGUCUGGUCCAUAACUCGGCCGUUGGUGAAGGGAUUUUAAAACUACUUGGCAGGAAUGUUCCCUUUAAUGAGAUAACUUGUCAUGAGCAAGACCCGGACCCUUGCUCAGAGGUCAAGGUCACACUUAGAAGUCAAAGGUUAACAUCGUCUUUUUCAUGUCUUGUCCAUAAUUCUGCCAUUUAUCAAGGGAUUUGAAAAUGAGCUGACACAAAUGUUAACCAUAUUGAGAAGGUAUGUUGCGCUUAUGACCUGCUGUCUCAGGUCAAGGUCACAAAAUAAUUGAUACCUGAACUAUUCUGGCAUAUUUUGCACUGACAACUGUAGCAUUCUUAGGCACACUGCAGGGGCAUUUGUCACUAACAGUGACAGUUCUUGUUAUUUCACAUUUUCUCAAUAGCUUUUAGCAAUUUUGUUCAUACUGGUGAGUUUGAUAAUUAACAUUUUAAAUGUUAUAAUUCAAUGUUGCACUGAAAAACAUUCAAAUAUUUAAAGUCUACCUACAAUUGCUAAAUAAGUAAAAAAAUUCAUAUCAAAUGUACUGUUGUGUUCCUGUGACAAGAUUUUGUUUGUUCAGUGUGAGACACUGCUAUUGUUUGUGUUGUAAACAUGUAUGUUUCCACAUGUUAAUGUUGUGUUACAUCUAUAUGAUGCUGCUUGAAUUAAAUUGACCUUUGUUAUUUAAAUAUAAUGAAUUUAUACACAAA
Mercenaria mercenaria is the source of this 6112-nucleotide messenger RNA. RefSeq names its product protein-L-isoaspartate(D-aspartate) O-methyltransferase-like. The record is from RefSeq and is a predicted model, not a curated record. Gene Ontology annotation, biological process: protein modification process. The transcript has 7 exons. The coding region runs from base 26 to 820 and encodes 264 amino acids. Gene Ontology annotation, molecular function: protein-L-isoaspartate (D-aspartate) O-methyltransferase activity. Gene Ontology annotation, cellular component: cytoplasm. Lineage: Eukaryota; Metazoa; Mollusca; Bivalvia; Venerida; Veneridae.